AUGGCGGAUGUGUCAGGGAGGCUGCUGGGGGUGACAGUGGAGGGAGGAGAAGAACCUUUUUGGUUGGUUGCGGCGUACCUUCCGGCGCAAGCCUGCAAUAGAGCAAGGUUUCACAAGGAGCACUUAGAGCCUUUCGUGCAGGCACAACCAGCCUCGAAGCACCUGGUGGUUGUGGGGGAUCUCAACAUAAUUGCUGAUCCAGAGUUAGAUCGGUCGCCGGAAACAGGGUCGGGGAGGGAGAACCAGCGAUUCGUGGAUGCCUGGCAACCUCACGGCCUCUGUGACGCUUUCCCCGCCCUGUUCCCCGCGGAAAAGGAGUACACCUUCAGGGUGAGAGCCACGGGGUCGACGUCUCGCAUUGACAGGGCUUUGGUCUUGGUCUCGCUGCUAGGCAACCUGGAAGGAGCUCGCCAUGUGGAGGUGCCGAGGAAGCUGUCGGGCCACAGUCAAGAUGAGGAACGCACGGUGAUUGAGGAAGUGCGAUUCAAAGGGGAGAGGAGUAGAGGAUCGCAUGCGGUGCUCAAGGCAGCCUCGGCUCACUUCGCGGAAGCCUUCAGUGAGGGGCAGCCUGGGCUGAGGUGGGAGCAGAACGAUUUCAGUGUGGACGGGGUUUUGCCGGCGGAAGCGGUAGUCAAGCUUGGGGCCGCGUGGACUGAGAAGGAGGUGAAGGAGGCGCUGGAAGGGCUGCCAAAAGGGAAGUCACCAGGGCAGGAUGGGCUCCCGGCGGAGCUUUUCGUGGAGCACUGGGACCUGUUGGGGGGGGCUUUCAUGAGGUUUGUCAGAGAUUUCGAGGUGACGGGGGCAUUACCAGAAUCGCUGACUACAGCAGUAACUGUCCUGCUGCACAAGAAGGGGGAGAAAGACUUGCUGACCAACUACAGGCCGAUAACGCUACUUACGACGGUUUACAAGGUACUUGCGAAGGUGCUGGCGAACAGGCUGAAGCAAGAGCUGCAUCAUAUAAUCUCGAAGGAGCAACACGGGUUCAUACCGGGUCGAAGUUUGGCAGACGCGGUGGCGUUGGUAGCAGACGCGAUUGAAGUGGCGGAUAACGACGGGGAGGACUGGUACCUCUUCUUGGUUGAUUUUCAGAAGGCGUAUGAUACUGUAUCGCGGCCUUUCCUCUUCAAGACGCUGGAGAAACCCGGGCUGCCGGGACAGUUUGUCAAAUGGACGGCGGGCCUGCACAAGGGUUCGGGGACCAGAUUGGCAAUCAACGGCUGGUUAGGCGAGCGAGUGGAGAUGCAGAGGGGGGUGAGGCAAGGAUGUCCGUUAGCGCCUUACCUUUUCCUGUGCGCUCUGGAGCCGCUCUGCGCGGAAAUCAGGAAAAGAGGUCUGGGGAUCAAGGCGGAAGGCGGGGAGGCUGUGUCAUACGUAGGGUACGCGGAUGACACCUCCUUAAUCCUGAAUGGUGAAGCUCACCUGCAGGCUGCGGCGGGGGCCCUGGACUGGUUCGGGGAGCUGUCGGGCUACACAUCAACAGAGACAAAUCGAUUAUCAUGCCGCUUGGAAGGAACAAAGGCAGAACGACAUUACCAGGGGUGA
Closterium sp. NIES-65 is the source of this 1545-nucleotide messenger RNA. NCBI's taxonomy places the organism in Eukaryota, Viridiplantae, Streptophyta, Zygnematophyceae, Desmidiales, Closteriaceae. The record is from the annotation of a GenBank genome assembly.